Molecule: messenger RNA, 1775 nt
Organism: Tarenaya hassleriana
Lineage: Eukaryota; Viridiplantae; Streptophyta; Magnoliopsida; Brassicales; Cleomaceae
Product: zinc finger CCCH domain-containing protein 4-like
Exons: 4
Coding region: 48-1562 (504 amino acids)
Cellular component (GO): Prp19 complex; U2-type catalytic step 1 spliceosome; U2-type catalytic step 2 spliceosome
Molecular function (GO): U6 snRNA binding; pre-mRNA binding; metal ion binding
Source: RefSeq, a predicted model, not a curated record
GUUUCCUUCAUAUUGUAGGUGGUGACCUAGACAGGAAGGGGAGAGAAAUGGCGCAUAGAAUCUUGAGAGACCAUGAGGCCGAUGGAUGGGAACGCUCCGAUUUCCCAAUCAUCUGCGAGUCUUGUCUCGGAGACAAUCCCUACGUGCGAAUGACCCGGGCAGAUUAUGACAAGGAAUGCAAGAUAUGUACCAGGCCAUUUACAGUUUUUAGGUGGCGCCCUGGUCGGGAUGCCAGAUACAAGAAAACUGAGAUUUGCCAAACUUGCUCCAAGCUGAAAAAUGUAUGCCAAGUUUGUCUUCUGGAUCUCGAGUAUGGUCUGCCGGUUCAGGUCCGAGACACGGCACUCAACAUUAGCUCUCAUGAUUCUAUCCCGCGAAGUGAUGUGAACAAGGAGUAUUUUGCUGAAGAGCACGACCGCAAGACUAGAGCUGGACUUGAUUAUGAAUCUUCUUACGGGAAGAUUCGACCAAAUGAUACUAUUAUGAAGCUCCAAAGAACAACACCAUAUUACAAAAGAAACCGAGCCCAUAUUUGUAGUUUCUACAUUAGAGGUGAGUGUACCAGAGGUGCUGAGUGUCCAUAUCGGCAUGAGAUGCCUGAGACAGGAGAGUUAUCCCAGCAGAACAUAAAAGACCGUUACUAUGGUGUGAACGAUCCAGUGGCGUUAAAGUUGUUGGGCAAGGCUGGUGAGAUGGGAACUUUGGAAGCCCCAGAAGACGAAAGCAUCAAAACACUCUACGUGGGAGGACUUAACUCAAGAAUCCUCGAGCAAGAUAUAAGAGACCAAUUCUAUGCCUAUGGAGAGAUCGAAUCAAUCAGAAUCUUGCCGGAAAAAGCAUGUGCUUUUGUAACAUAUACAACCCGAGAAGGAGCGGAGAAGGCGACAGAAGAGCUCUGCAACAAGCUCGUCGUCAAUGGACAAAGGCUAAAACUCACAUGGGGUAGGCCUCAAGUUCCCAAAACAGAACCCGAAGGAUCGGACCAAGCAGCAAAACAACAGGGCAUUGUCUCUCACGGCGGGAUGCUACCCCGAGCCGUUAUAUCCCAGCAGCAGAAUCAGCCCCCACCGCCAAUGCCAUAUUAUAUGCAUCCUCCUCCUCCGACCCACCAAGAUAGACCCUACUAUCCAUCUAUGGACCCACAGAGAAUGGGAGCCCUUAUUCCAUCUCAAGACGGAAGUUCAAGUUCAAGCGGCGGUGAGAACAGAGGAGCUUUGUCCUCUCAUCCGAUGCCAAUGUCAAUGCCACCACCACCGCACGGGCAUUUCCGGUACCCUCCACCUCCUUUCGGGUAUAUGCCACUGCCUUACCAGCAGUACCCACCUUACCAUCAUCACCCUGGCCCGAUGGCUCAUCACGGUCCGCCACCAGGUGCUCAGCCGUACCCUCAGCAUCCCGGCCUCGGACCCCGACCAGGACCAGGACCAAGGCCUGCACCACCACAAAGCUCGGCCAGUGCACAGCCUCAGCCAGACUCUGCGCCUGCUCAGUCCAUGGCUUCUGGUUCCGGUUCAGCUUCAUCCACGCAGCAAGAGGCUGCUGUGUCGGGUUUGUUGCAGUAGACAACUUAUUGAUAUCGAACCUGUUUCUCUGCUAAUAUGCUCCCCCCUCAGUUUCGCCAGUUGCCUGACGCUCUUUUGUUUUCUUUUUUUCUUUCCUCUAAAAAAACGUUUUUUGUUUCUUCUUCAACAUUUUUUUGUAUUUCAUUUUGCCUCAUUCUAAUGAAAUUGUGAAAGAAAAAGAACCAAGCUAAGGGGUGGAGAGGUUUACCAAUA